CCCAGCUCUCGCCACCUCCAACUCCUUUUCCACCCCUCCCACCGCUCCUCCGUCUCCGUCUCCGACCCGCAUCCUACUUCUUCUCCUCCCAUCUCAUCUCGUCUCUCACUUUCCUCCUCCUCUCGCCACCUCCCUCGUCUCCAGGAGCACCCCGUGCACCUGCAUCUGUGCAUCGCACUAACUUCUGACACCACCGAAAAGUUCAUCCCGAACACUAUCCACCAUGUCUCUCCGCCUCCUCACCCGCCGCAUCGUCGCCACUCCGUCGCGCCUGCGUCCCCUCGCCCGGACGCUCGUGACGCCUUCUCAGCCCGCAACGGCAAGCGUUACCGAGGCCCCCAAGGCCGAUGCCGAGGCCCCAGCUGAAUCCGCUCCCAGCGGCUUCAAGCUCCAGCCCCGUCAGUCCCGCGGCGGCUUCGUCAAUGGCCGGCCAAUCUACCUCGACGCCCAGGCGACCACGCCAAUGGACCCCCGUGUACUCGACAAGAUGCUGCCCCUCCUCACGGAGCAGUACGGCAACCCCCACUCGCGCACACAUGCGUACGGAUGGGAGGCCGAGGAGCUUGUCGAGAACGCCCGUGAAGAGGUCGCCAAGCUCAUCAACGCCGGACCCAAGGAUAUCGUCUUCACCUCCGGUGCAACUGAGAGCAACAACCUGAUCGUGAAGGGCAUCGCCAACUUCCACAAGAGCAAGAAGAAGCACAUCAUCACCACACAGACCGAGCACAAGUGUGUCCUCGACUCGUGCCGCUUCCUUCAGUCGCAGGGCUUUGAGGUGACAUACUUGCCCGUCGGGCCGACGGGCCUCGUCUCCCUCGACGAGCUCAAGGCCGCGCUUCGGCCGGACACAUCGCUGGUCUCCAUCAUGUUCGUCAACAACGAGAUUGGUGUCAUCCAGCCCAUUGCUGAGAUCUCGCGCGUGAUCAAGGAGUACGCCAAGGAGCAGGGUGUCACCAAGCCUCUGCUGCACACGGACGCGGCGCAGGCUGUCGGCAAGGUUCCUGUCGACGUUGAGGCCAUGGGCAUCGACGUCAUGUCGAUCUCUGGCCACAAGAUCUACGGGCCGAAGGGCGUUGGUGCGGCGUACGUCCGUCGUCGUCCGCGUGUCCGUCUCGAGCCCCUCAUCCACGGCGGUGGCCAGGAGCGUGGUCUGCGUUCCGGUACCGUCCCCGCCCCUAUCGUCGUCGGCCUCGGUGAGGCAGCACGCCUCGCGCGCGAGGAGAUGGCUGCCGACCACGCUCACGUGUCUCGGCUCAGCAAGCGCCUGGUCGAGGGCAUCAACGAGAACGUCGGGUACGUCGUGCGCAACGGCGACCCCGAACACGGGUACCCCGGCUGCGUGAACCUGUCGUUCGCAUACGUCGAGGGCGAGUCGCUGCUCAUGGCGCUCAAGGACGUCGCCCUGUCCUCCGGGAGUGCGUGCACGUCGGCAUCGCUUGAGCCAUCGUACGUUCUCCGCGCGCUCGGCGCGUCCGACGACAUGGCCCACUCGUCGCUGCGCUUCGGCAUCGGCCGCUUCACCACGGACGAGGAGAUUGAAAUGGUCAUCAAGCGCAUCACCCAGGUCGUGACCAAGCUCCGUGACAUGAGCCCACUGUGGGAGAUGGCCGUCGAGGAGGGCAUCGACCUGAGCACCAUCGAGUGGUCGGGCCACUAGUUUGAUAGGGUUAGCUUG
Cutaneotrichosporon oleaginosum is the source of this 1675-nucleotide messenger RNA. RefSeq lists its product as uncharacterized. Lineage: Eukaryota; Fungi; Basidiomycota; Tremellomycetes; Trichosporonales; Trichosporonaceae. Gene Ontology annotation, biological process: [2Fe-2S] cluster assembly. The record is from RefSeq and is a predicted model, not a curated record. Gene Ontology annotation, cellular component: nucleus; cytosol; mitochondrion. Gene Ontology annotation, molecular function: pyridoxal phosphate binding; cysteine desulfurase activity.